This is a messenger RNA of Rubroshorea leprosula, 2449 nucleotides long. Lineage: Eukaryota; Viridiplantae; Streptophyta; Magnoliopsida; Malvales; Dipterocarpaceae. The record is from the annotation of a GenBank genome assembly.
AGGACCUAAUUGCUCGGUUUUAAAGAUUUUGGAUGAAUUUUAUUAUUUUCAACAGAAGCAGACGCAUUGACCUAAUUUUUUAUUUUUGUUGGAGGAAAGUAAAGUGUUUGACUAAAUUGAAAGGGGCAAAUUGGAAAUUGGAUUGCAGAAAGAACCGCCAAUCUUUCCUCUCCAUCCAUUCCCGCUUCAAUACCGUUGCAACAUUCAUUCAUCAGAAAAACACAAAGUCGUUCCAACUAACUUUUUCUCCCUGCCCAUCAAAUUCCAUAUGCAUGGAACCAAAUUUUGCAGCAAAGAUUCCAGCUUUUAGGCCGAUGUGUUGUGGUGAAUGAAGGGUUUUUAUUUUAUUUUAUUUAUUUAUUUAUUUCCGAAGCAUCCUAGGAUAUUAUUUAGUUUAGGGUCCGUAAAUUAAUUGUUAGUGAAAAAUCAAAAAUGUCGGGAGGAGACGCUCCUGGAGCUAGGGAGCUCGAUCAGACGCCCACAUGGGCUGUAGCCGUGGUUUGUGCUGUAAUCGUCAUUAUUUCCAUCAUUUUGGAGAAGCUUCUUCAUCACAUUGGAGAGUUGUUUCAUGAAAAGAAAAAGAUGGCUUUGGUUGAAGCUCUUGAAAAAGUUAAGGGAGAGCUUAUGGUGUUGGGAUUCAUUUCUUUGCUCUUGACGUUUGGACAGAGUUAUAUUUCCCGAAUAUGUAUACCUGUAAAGCUUGCAGAUACAAUGCUAUAUUGUCCCAAAAGAGUUGCUCAUCAAGAAAUAACUCCACUUCAUGAGCCUCCCUCUAUUGGUGAUCAUGAUCCCCCAUCUAUUGGUAAUCAUGAGCCCCCACCUAUUGGUAAUCAUGAGCUACCUAGUCAAGAAGACAAGGGUGCUGCUGAGCAUCAUCGGAGGCUGCUAUGGUAUGAACAUAGAUUUUUAGCUGGUAGUGGUGGUGGUGAAGCUGCAGGAUGCAAACCGGGACAUGUGCCACUCAUAUCCGUAAAUGGAUUACAUCAGUUGCACAUUUUCAUAUUCUUUUUAGCAGCGUUUCAUGUGAUAUAUAGUGCCAUAACCAUGACACUUGGAAGAUUAAAGAUACGUGGUUGGAAGGAAUGGGAACAGGAUGCUUUGAAGGAGCAAGAAGGUGCUUCAAGAUUUAGGCUCACCCAUGAGGAUUCCUUUGUGAAAAACCAUACCAGUUCGUGGGCACAAACCAAAGUCUCGUUUUAUUUACUAUGCUUCUUCAGGCAAUUCUUCAGGUCUGUUCGGAGGGCCGACUAUUUGACCUUGCGGCAUGGAUUCAUUAGUGUUCAUUUAGCACGUGGAAGUAAGUUUGACUUUCAAAAGUAUAUCAAAAGAUCAUUAGAGGAUGACUUUAAAGUUGUCGUGGGAAUCAGUCCACUAUUAUGGGCUUAUGUGGUGGUCUUUCUUCUUCUCGAUGUGCAUGGAUGGCAUACCAUGUUCGUUUUCUCCAUGAUUCCUCUAGUGGUAACCUUGGCAGUUGGAGCAAAACUUCAGAAAGUUAUAGCACAAAUGGCAAUUGAAAUCAAAGAAAAACAUGCUGUAAUUCAAGGGAUGCCUCUUGUGCAAGUCGAUGACAGACAUUUUUGGUUUGGUUGGCCUCAGUUAGUUUUAAAUCUCAUCCAUUUUGUACUAUUCCAGAAUGCAUUCGAGAUAACUUAUUUCUUCUGGAUAUGGUAUGAGUUCGGCUUGAGAUCAUGUUUCCAUCAGGAUUUCAAUCUAGUUGUUGCAAGAGUUUUUCUCGGGGUAAUAGUCCAGUUCAUGUGCAGCUACAUCACGCUUCCUCUCUAUGCCCUUGUCACUCAGAUGGGAUCAACCAUGAAGAGGUCAAUCUUUGAUGAACAAACCUCCAAGGCUCUGAAGCAGUGGCACAAGAAAGCUGUAAAGAAGAAGGGUGAUGGACGACCAGAACAAGGCCGUACUAGAACACUGGGUGGAAGUCCCCCUGACUCACCAGAUGGUUCCUCACCUGCACCUCAUAGAGCACAUAAAGAAGGAACUGAUGUUGAAGCAUCCCAAAAUGGGACAGCAAACAUCAUGGCUACUGUGGACCUCAAGGGAGGAGGUCAGCGAGACCUCCUAUCCAAUCCAUGAACAUCCUAAACCAAGACGGUGAAUAUGGUAAAAAAUGCAACAUUCUUAUUCCCACUUCCUGGGUAACAUAGGUAUUAGUUUUCUUCCUGUUACAUGCCUAGUUGCCAAAUUCAAAAGAUUAAGAAAUAUGCACCUCGCGGCUACUUUCUUCUUUUCUCUGAUAGAUCACAUCAAAUACAAGAAAAAUGUUUGUAGGAUAUUAGGUUUACAAUUACACUGAUGUAAAACUUUUCUUAGCCCCGUUGUGUGUAUAAAAAGGCAUAGCUGAAAUGUAUGUAUAAUCUUACAAUUAUGUUAUACCUUUGUAUAUUUGUAAAUUGCAUAUGUUGGAGUUUUCUGAGGUUAAUGAAAUAUCAAGCCAAGA